AUAAUCGCUAUUUAUUGUUUUAGAACGUCUCUUUAAAUGGUUGUUAACAAAGAGUGAACCUCUUUUGGUUGAGAUUUUAAGCGGCAAAUGGACCUCAGGCCGAGGCUUCGACAAUCCUUCUCCGGCUUCACCAAAUCCGAGGUUCAGAAAAUGGAGUGGUUGCUUGAUAGUCAUAAAGAGCAAACUUUGGAAGAUGAGUUCUGUAAGAAAUUAGCAAGACUUUUCAAUCGUGUGAAAGGUCGUGCUGGAAAACCAGUUGUAAAGUGGACUGAGGUUCAGAGUUGGUUUCAGAAAAAUCAACAGCACGGCCACUAUAGAGAGGCUUCGUUUGAUGAAGCUAACAAGUUACCUGAUGUCCCAGAAACUCUCACUCAGAACAAAGCAAAUGGAAAUGCGAAGAUGCCUGAGGGAAUCGAGGAUGCAGAUAUAUCUAGGUUGGAGUUUGAAGCGAGGUCCUCGAAGGAUAGAGCAUGGUAUGACAUUGAUACAUUUCUUUCCCAUAGAUUUCUCAGUUCUGGGGAACCUGAAGUCCUUGUAAGGUUUGUUGGGUUUGGAGCUGAGGAAGAUGAAUGGGUGAAUGCACGAGAUUCUGUGAGGGUGCGGUCUGUUGCUUUGGAGCAUACGGAAUGCCAAAAUGUAAAGGUUGGGGAUCUAGUAGUGUGCUUCCAGGAGAGACAGGAUCAAGCAAGAUAUUACGAUGCUCGUGUACUCGAAAUUCAAAGGAGAUGGCAUGAUAUAAGAGGUUGCAGAUGCCUUUUCUUGAUUAGAUACGAACAUGAUAAUACAGAGGAAAGGGUCCGUUUCAGGAGAUUAUGUUGCCGGCCUACCAUAGUCGCGAAGUAGAAGUAAUAGUAGCUCCCUUGAAGAAUAUGUCCGGGUUUACAUACAUCAAGAUUGAAAAGUUUGAGUCGUCGUGCAUUCCACCUUUAUUUUCGUGUUCUGGGCUGCACUGUCUAUCGCGUCCAAGGCUCGUAUUAGUUCAACUUGGUAGUGAUGAUUAUGAUCUUUUCUUAUGUGACGUUUACAAGUUGGUUCACAGAAUUCUAAAGAAAAUGUUGAAAGAAUGAACAAUAUUUACAUCGUUUAGUUUGGAAUUCAGUCUCAUCGACUGUGUUAGGAACUUAGGAAUAUUGCAAAUAUUUUUUCUCGAGGCACACUCUUGUCCUA
Messenger RNA from Salvia hispanica, 1167 nucleotides. Its product is annotated as protein SAWADEE HOMEODOMAIN HOMOLOG 1-like. The record is from RefSeq and is a predicted model, not a curated record. NCBI's taxonomy places the organism in Eukaryota, Viridiplantae, Streptophyta, Magnoliopsida, Lamiales, Lamiaceae. Gene Ontology annotation, molecular function: chromatin binding.